Synchiropus splendidus (mandarinfish) is the source of this 4717-nucleotide messenger RNA. It is a transcript of the gene scml2, whose product is annotated as Scm polycomb group protein like 2. Bases 1429 to 3549 code for a protein of 706 amino acids. NCBI's taxonomy places the organism in Eukaryota, Metazoa, Chordata, Actinopteri, Syngnathiformes, Callionymidae. The record is from RefSeq and is a predicted model, not a curated record. Gene Ontology annotation, molecular function: protein binding. Gene Ontology annotation, biological process: regulation of DNA-templated transcription. Gene Ontology annotation, cellular component: nucleus. The transcript is spliced from 14 exons.
AGCACUUCUCUCUCUUCCUCCUCUUGUUGUACGGCGCAAGGGUUGUUUCUUUUUCAAAAUAUCCUUCUUUUAUGAACAUUUUUUCUCGCUGACGAGUACAAUCGUGUGUUUACAGUUUUCUUCUUGUACAGUAGCUUCAUCCAACUCAGCUCAGUGGCUCUCUGUUUUCUCUUCUUCUCUCCUUCGUCAUCGUCACACUUAAAGCACAUCGAGGCAAACGUUAAAAUAAUCCAAGUUCGUUUGUUUUCAAUGUUUGAUGAACAACUGUCCCGCCCACUCUAAUGUGACUACAAGCUCAUUGAAAAUGCGUCACACACACCUUUUCCAUGUGUGCAUCAUCUAUAUUAUCUAUAUAAUUCUAACUGCCGCUGUGUUAGCCAAACGCUUUUUUUGCCUAGAUGAACACAACGAAAAACUUCAAGUAUGUGAAAUAAUAAGUUAGCAUGCAUGGUAUGACAUAUUUUUAUUUUUGUAUUCAUGACACAUUUUUUUUAGUUCAGACUUGUAUAUUAUUUGAAACAUUAUUUAUACAAACAAUUUUGCUACAUUUUUCAAAUGUACAUGUAUUUAUAUUUUUUAUUUAUUUAGCGUCGACCUUCAUAUGUUGUAAAAAAAAAUGCAUACAUUUAUCUGCUUCAGUUUCUGAAAAGAUAGAACAGAAAAAUAAAUUCAAUUCGAAUUGUAUAAAUGCAUAUAAGGCACCAAAACGGUACUGGUACAGUCAGUACAGCUACAAUUAAUUCAACCCACAAAUAUUACUCGCUUUUUAAAUAUAAACGACAUACAAGUUUGUUGAAUUGUAUUGUUAAAGUGUCAUCGUCGGUUGUGUUCCAUCAGAAUGCAUGUUGUUCCUAUUGUAUUGCGUAAUUCUUUUGCAUCGCAAGUUUUUAACUCUAAUCAAUACAUCCUUAAUCUUUGUUUGCUCAUGCAAGCUUACUGCUUCUUGUUUCAAAUUUGUUUAUUUGAGUAUAAUAUUGUUUCUUAGUGUCUGGAUUCAGUCUUAGUCUUCCACCUAAGCCGUGCAUAUAACCAAUCCCAGAUCACCGCCCUCCUUUGUGGAGAGGAAGGUUGUAAACAUUAAGUGCUUCCUGUUCGACUGGGCAGUUUGGUGUGAGACAGACUGGUCAGUCCAAACACUGAGCUGGUCUGUAUAGCAAGCAGCAGAACUGGAAUCCUUUUCAUGUGGACUAGCAGACCGUCAACUUCCACACGUCCUAAUGGCUUUUUAUGGCUGAUUGGAAUCUUUAUUGCUCCGUCUGACUCAAUGGGAUUCGCUGCGAAGACAGAAGGUCCUCAGCAGGAGGACCCAUCUCAAUAAAGUACAGAUGCUGCGCAGUGAAACACAGAUCUUUCUGCUCUGAGAAGAUAGCAUCAAAAUUCUCCGUCUUUGGACUGAAUCACUCGUCAUAUUGGAAUUCCUGGGAUGACAUGGACUAUGGGCUUUUCCUAAUCCUGACCUGGAAUGUUAACUUGAAACCACUGUGUCUGUCUAGGAAAUAUUCCGUGGCAUCGCUCAGUGCUCCUCGCUGGUCAUCAUGGGUAGAACAGCAUAUAAAGAUCCAAAAGAGGAGAAGGAGAAGCAGAACGACAUUGCUGCGGGUUCUGCCCUUGACAAAUCCAACGAACCGUUCAGCUGGGAAGAGUAUCUACAAAAAACAUCCUCAACUGCAGCCUCGCCAUCUAGUUUUAGACAGAAUUCCGCCCUCCAAUGACUUCAAGGCUGGUAUGAAAUUAGAGGCCCGAGACCCUCGCAACCCCAACUCUGUGUGCAUCGCCACGGUGAUGGGCAUGAUGGGAACUCGCCUCCGGCUGCGGCUGGACGGCAGUGACAACACCAACGACUUCUGGAGGCUUGUGGACUCAUCAGAAAUUCAACCGAUAGGAAGCUGUGAACGGAAUGGAGACAUGCUACAGCCUCCACUUGGUUUUAGGAUGAACGCCUCCUCAUGGCCCAUGUUCCUCCUACGGACAUUGAGUGGAGCUGAGAUGGCACCCAGCUCUGCUUUUAAGAAGGAACCAGCGAGUCCUGCCAAAAACUACUUCCAGCCUGGCAUGAAGCUGGAGGCUGUGGAUAGAAAAAACCCCUACCUAAUUUGUCCUGCCACUGUGGGAGAGGUCAGGGGUCAGGAGAUCUUCAUAAUGUUCGAUGGCUGGCGAGGUGCAUUUGACUAUUGGUGCCCAUUUGACUCCAGAGAUAUCUUCCCCGUGGGGUGGUGUGCUCUGACUAAACACAGUUUGCAGCCUCCUGGAAACUUUUUUACCCUCCCUGGUGCUCUCUUGGCCCCCCCCUCCUCCGCCUCCACUACCCUCACCACUCGUCGCUCUUCAGUCAAAUCAUCCUCCUCCAUGCAGACCUCGUAUCGACUUCCAAACCCCUUACCGCCCCUCCCUGUGCGUAAGGGUGUCCGAGGUCGUCGCCCCAAAUCCCAGACUAUUGCUUUGUUGAAGGCAGCGGCUGAGGCGGCGGCGGCAGCAGCAGUGAAUGGAACAUCACAGGAUCCGUCCUCCAGACCACACAAGAAGAGAGGCCCCAAGCCUGGCAGCAAGAGAAAACUGACUGUCGAGCAAUCCUCUGGGGCUUCAUCAGUUUCAGCGUCACCUGCAGAGACCAGACUCAACUCAAGUCACAUCACAGUAGACAAUAACAGCUCAAGUGUUGUCUGCACAGUGUGUGUGUAUGUGAACAAGCAUGGCAACUAUGGUCCCCACCUCGACCGGAAACUUGUCCAGCAGCUUCCCGACCAUUUUGGACCGGCACCAGUCAACGCAGUCCUUCAGCAGGCAGUUCAGGCCUGCGUGGACUGUACGUACCAGCCCUCAGUCAUGCUCUCCUUCCUACAGAGCCAGUCUCACACGGGGGGAGAAGUCAUCCGAGUGCGUUCAGAACAUGGGAUCCGCUAUGUGAAGCUCCCGUCCGUCACCAGUGCAUCUGCUGUGCUACGCUUCCUGGAACAUAUGUGUCAACAUCUAGAAAGUGUCAUUCUGUUCAGCUCGCAGCCGUUCAGCCCCUUCAACAAAAACACGCGCUUCUAUGACCGGACAAAGUCAGAACCAGUUUCCCACACAGACAACAGCCUUUUAAAAGAAGAGUCUACGAAGAAACACCUCCCCCAGGCGUUGUCGACUCACACACCGUCCGAAUAUCGAGCCACAAAGAAGGAACGACCCUAUUAUCCUGGGCAGACGCACACACCACCACCACCUUUGCGCCGAGUCACUUCAAACCCAAGCGAUUUCAGCUCACUUCGUGCACACAGACAGGUGGAAGCUGCCAGCUCAACCACUGGCCCGGAUCACAUGACGCAAGAGAAGGAGGUUUCAGGCAGUGAUGUUUCUUCAUGGACAGUCGAUGAAGUUAUUCGCUUCGUCCAAGAAGCUGAUCCCCAGGCGCUUGGUCCGCAUGUGGAACUUUUCCGGAAACAUGAGAUCGACGGCAAGGCUCUGAUGUUGCUGCGAAGUGAUGUCAUCAUGAAGUAUAUGGGACUAAAGCUGGGACCAGCGCUGAAAAUCUGUCACCACAUUGAGAAGCUUAAACAGACCAAACAGUAAAAGGCUGUGGACGCGGAGAGCCCUGAAACCCUCACUGAUGCAGCUCAGAACACAUGUAGCAACAAGAAGCACACUGGUUUAUAUUCGUUUGAGUCUUUAAGUAUUGAGGAUAUACAGUAGUGUUUUCAGUAUUUCUACCAACAAGCUGUAUGUGUUGUGGUGGCAUUGGUUAUAAAACUCUAUCUGGUUGUAUUGAAAACGUGGCAUACCUUCAGCUGUACGUUGUGACUGUACGUUUUCGGUACUUUCAUCCACCCCAUCACUCUUUGAACACAUUUUUUAAUAAUUGCUGACUAUUUAUUUUACAUUAAAGUAGAUGUCUAGCAAAGGCGGGGGUUCGUACAAUUAGUCUGUAUUUAUCCAUGCCUUACUUGGAUUGCAGGCCGUGAAAUAUUGGUCUUUUAACUUACCUGUAUUUACAUCAAGUCACUGUAUCUUUUGCAUAUAUUCUUUCUUUACCUACUGUUGAAGUGUCCCGUGAUGAACAUAAGGAUUUGAGACUGGGAGCAAAUAGAAAAGUGCAUGAUCUGUUAAUGCAAUAAUAUCCCGGUUUUGUUGUUUUAAAAUUUAUUUAAUACAUUUCAGGGAGUGGCGAAACUCAUCAGCAUUGAAAGUUUACGGUGCAAAGUGAGUUGUCAUGUGAAUGGGAAGCUGUGAUGGACACUGAUAGAAAACAUUCAAUGACUUGUAUGUUUGUUUUAUACACAUAUACCUCAGCGUUAAGGUGCGAAGACGAGUGGCGUUCCCUUAUCCUAAUUGGGGUCAGUUCUGUUACUUGCAUUGAAUCACUGCUGUCCCUCUUUUCUAGGAAUUUCCUGAAGGACGGUUAACCUGUCUAAAGCCUUAUGUUUUUGUCAUGUUGUUUGUGAUGUCUACAAUCAAAACCCGACAUGGUGCAAACACAAAUAUUUAAGAUCCAAUUCAAUUUCAUCAUUUUAACAUUGUCUCAUUUAGAUUUUACUUUUUUGGGGGCCGGGGGGAGUUGUCAAUUUUAAGUUUUUUAUGUGCUUGGUUUUGUAUCCCCCCCAUUUUAACGGCAUACAAAUGGGUCCGAUGUCUCUGGAGCGGUGUAGUUUUAUUAUCUUAAAUGCAGACAUGAAACACGGAAUGCAAUGUGACGAUGGUAGACAAGUUUGAAUGCUGCACAGUUCAACUGUUUUGUAUAAAG